Molecule: messenger RNA, 2529 nt
Organism: Truncatella angustata
Lineage: Eukaryota; Fungi; Ascomycota; Sordariomycetes; Amphisphaeriales; Sporocadaceae
Exons: 1
Coding region: 1-2529 (842 amino acids)
Biological process (GO): regulation of DNA-templated transcription; DNA repair; DNA replication
Cellular component (GO): Slx1-Slx4 complex; nucleus
Molecular function (GO): DNA binding; 5'-flap endonuclease activity
Source: RefSeq, a predicted model, not a curated record
AUGUCGUCGCCACUGGGAACCUCGCGUUACGACGCGUACCUUGUUCGCUCUUCAUCCCCCGACCUGCCUUCACUCGGCGACAUCUUCAAGAAAAGCCCCAAGAGACCGCCGCCACUCCGAAGUGGAAGCAAUGCCACCGCAAUCCCCGCUGCCGUCCGAACCACAUUUACCAGCGCCGCCGACAUAUUACGGGAGGCCCCAGAGAUUGACAUAGACACGGAACAAAUCACCUACUCCCCGCCGCGGAAACAAAAACCUGCCCGGAAGUCCAGAGCAAAGCCUCAACCGGCAAAGGAUCCGCCCGGCGGUGGGAAUGUAGUCCAGGUGGUGGAAUUGUCGCCAGACAGAUUCAAGACCAACGCCAGAAGUAGGAGCCACAAACCCCCGCCCGAGAAUACCCAUGUAGCCAUUCAAGCCGAGUUACCCAACGUGCGGGUGACGAAAGCGACUGCCGCAAACAAGAGCAAAGUGAAGAAGAAGGUUGAGACUGUGUCGAAUCAUUUCACCGCUCCUCAAAAGGAGCCGGCCGCUGCUGAAGAGCCCGCGGAGCCCCAUCAACCACAAGAGCCUGCGCUUGCUAGGAGAACCGACUGGACCCCUCCACGAGCAAACAGCGCUCCUAUCGUCAUCGACCCAGAGAAUGAUAACAAAGAACUGCUCUCCUCUGUCGAAAAAUCUACCGUGUCGAAAGAUGUGUUCCAAAAUCUAUUCGACGAGUUUGCGCACAAGAAGCUGGAUUCUGCGCUGCGAGUUUCUCGGGAGCCCUCUGAGACUGCAAGGGAUGUCUUGAAGAAGCGCAAGCGGCUCGACUUAGUCACGACCGCUGGCGAGAAGCAAGAACGGAAGCUGGUACAAUUGAACGAGUCCUCACCUACUAAGCAGCCUGCUGCCAAGAAGAAAACCACAACUAUUACCGAACUAGCCACAAGAGCCUACGCCAUGCCCGAAAUGCCAGACAUCGAUUUGUUGGCCCCCGGUAAUACGGAAUCUCUCUUGAAUUACUUUGAUACAGAUGGGCAUGUCACCUCGCUCGUCGAGCACCAAUCAAUUGUGAUGGAUAAAAACAACGAAAAGCCAAAAAAGAAGCCAGCAAAACCCCGAAAGAAGAAAGGGACGACAGCUGAAGACCCCAUUCUCCUUUCGCCCACUUCGGCAUUUAAGCAAUCAGUAGCUCAAGAUUUCGUGUUCGGCACUUCGAGCCAACUCGUUACAGAGGAUUCACCUAGGACUUUGCGUAAUCUACAGGCUGCCAUUCAGGCUUCAAUGCAGGAAGAUGAUCCCUUCGCUAGUUCGCCCACCACUCAUGUCGAGAAACGAAAAGGGUUAUGGCAUGCUGGGGCACGGGAUGAAGCGGGCGACCUGUUGGAAGCCGAUACGAUGGAUCUCGUGCGAGAAGAGGAAGUCACCACCAAUGCGCGAGACUUGCCCAGCAAUCCAACGCCAGCUGAAGAAGAAUUCCCUGAUAUCGACGACCUCUGUGCUGACUUGCCACAAGUGGUGGAAGGUUCCACUGAUCCUAAAUUACAUUUUUGGCGCUCACAAAAACACAUAUCGACUCCAGAUCCCACUGAAGCUGAUAUGCCCGACGGUUUCGAACCGCCACCUUCGUCACAGCUGCCGCCAUCCUCACAGCAGGCUCCAUCGAGUAAAACUGCAGCUCCAACACCAGCACCCCUACGGCCAAAAUAUGAGCUUUUUACCGAUGCUCAGCUGGCCAAGCAGAUCAAUUCAUACGGCUUCAAAUCUAUGAAGAGGCGACCAGCAAUGAUAGCACUACUGGAUCAAUGCUGGACAAGUCAACAUCCUGGUGCACCCGGCGUGCAACCCAGCAUUGGUUCAGUGGCUUCAGUAAGUACGUCUGCGGCCCAAAAUUCUCCCAAGAAGUCUGUUUCUGCAACAAAAGCCGCCGGCGCCAAGUCUGUCAAGAAAACACGCGGCCGACCCAGAAAGGACGAACAAGCGGCAGAGGCGGUGAGGCUUGAUGCAUCGCCGAAAAGAGGGCGAGGCCGUCCGAGAAAGCUAUCAACUGGAGAAAGUGAUAGCGAUGCACCUCUCGCAACGAGAGCCAGACCAACAACGCAGGCGAAAGGCAAGAAGCCGGCAAAGGAGGACGCCGAGAUUGCCGACUCUGAAAAUGACGAUUCUUUGUCGCUCUCUGGGCAGUCGGUGGCCGAUUCUGUGUUUUCGUCGCCUCCGCCGAUAGACUUAUCAAUGUCUGAGGAGGGUGAAACGUCACUCAAUUUAACCCCCACAGAACAAGAGGCAAACUUGUUCACGCAUAUCACCAAGGUAAUAACAUCUGCGCCGCGGUCAACAGAUCCAGAAGAACCAUCAUGGUAUGAGAAAAUGCUCAUUUAUGAUCCGGUGGUCCUGGAAGACUUGACUGCUUGGCUGAAUAUGGGCCAACUAACAAGAGUGGGAUACGAUGGUGAAGUCUCACCUGCUGAAGUCAAGAAAUGGUGUGAAUCCAAGAGUGUCAUAUGUCUUUGGAAAGCGAACUCUCGUGGUAAGGAAAGGAAACGAUACUGA